AUGUCCCCAACCAAUCGCGCCGCAUGGCAGACUGCCGAAAAGGCCAAACCUCUCGAGGUCAAGCCCGCCCCCUACACCUCUCCCAAGAAGAAUGAGAUCGUUGUCAAAAAUAGCGCCAUCGGCCUGAAUCCGGUCGACUAUGCCCGCCAGGAUAUGGGCUCCGCGCUGUUCUCCUGGACCACCUACCCCACCAUCAUGGGCACCGACGUGGCCGGCGAGGUCGUCGAGGUGGGCUCCGGCGGCGCAGCGGGUCGCUUCAAGCCCGGCGACCGCGUGCUGGGGCUGGGCAGCGAGCUCAAGGACAACAACCCCGCCGAGGGAGCAUUCCAGCUGUACACGGUCGUGCCGGCGCACCUGGCGUCCCCGAUCCCGGCGGACCUGUCGUACGAAAGCGCCGCCGUCAUCCCGCUAGGCAUCUCGACGGCGAGUUGUAUGUUGUUCGAGAAGGAUCACCUGGCGCUGCGGUUCCCCAACAGUCCGCGGGCUGCGCCCACCGGCCAGCUCGUGCUGAUUUGGAGCGGCUCGUCGAGCGUCGGCAGCAACGCUGUCCAGCUGGCUGCGGCGGCGGGCUACGAGGUCAUCACCACCGCGUCGCCGAAGAACUUUGAGUAUGUCAAGUCUCUCGGUGCCAGUCGGGUCUUUGACCACCGCAGCCCGACUGUCGUCGAGGAUAUCAUCAAGGCUUACGACGGCAAGACCGGAGCCGGUGCGCUGAGCAUCGGCACGGAGGCGUCCGGCCCUUGCGGUGAGAUUAUUUCCAAGGUCAACUCGCGCAAGUUUGUAUCCUUGACCAAUCCUCCAAGUGGUGCACUGCCGAAGGGCAUCGAGUCCAAGUUUGUGUUUGGAGCUGAUGCCAAGGAUAAUGAGGUUGGACCGGCCAUCUUCGAGGGUUUCCUCCCCAAGGCGUUGGCAGCGGGAGAGUUCAAGGCUGCCCCUCCUGCCGAGGUGGUGGGUAAGGGAUUGGAAUCGAUUCAGGAGGGACUCAAUCAGUUGAAGAAGGGUGCGUCAGCCAAGAAGUAUGUCAUCAGUCUGUAG
Molecule: messenger RNA, 1035 nt
Organism: Aspergillus thermomutatus
Lineage: Eukaryota; Fungi; Ascomycota; Eurotiomycetes; Eurotiales; Aspergillaceae
Product: zinc-binding alcohol dehydrogenase family protein
Exons: 1
Coding region: 1-1035 (344 amino acids)
Molecular function (GO): oxidoreductase activity, acting on NAD(P)H
Source: RefSeq, a predicted model, not a curated record